Molecule: messenger RNA, 862 nt
Organism: Manis javanica (Malayan pangolin)
Lineage: Eukaryota; Metazoa; Chordata; Mammalia; Pholidota; Manidae
Gene: PRDX5
Product: peroxiredoxin 5
Biological process (GO): cell redox homeostasis; cellular response to oxidative stress; hydrogen peroxide catabolic process
Cellular component (GO): mitochondrion; cytoplasm; peroxisome
Molecular function (GO): thioredoxin peroxidase activity
Source: RefSeq, a predicted model, not a curated record
UGGCCUCGCAGCCAGCCGCGGCCCGACAGGGAGGCGUUUUGGAGGCGGGGCGUGGCUGCGAACUGUCGUUAGCGGCCUCAGGGCCCGGCAUGCGUUUGGUGGUGCUGCGCGUCCUGGGCGUCAGGGCGCCCUCGGUACUUGCGCCGGCUGCUGUAGUCAAACCUGUUGCAGCGGCAGCGGCGGUAGCAGGAGGGGUCCGAGAACGAGGCGGAGAGUGGACGCUUGGCGGGGCCUGUGGUUUCAGAAGCGCCUCCGCAGUCAUGGCCCCAAUCAAGGUGGGAGAUGCCAUCCCAUCCGUGGUGGUGUUUGAACGUGAGCCUGGGAACAAGGUGAACCUGGCAGAGCUGUUCAAGGGCAAGAAGGGGGUGCUGUUUGGAGUCCCUGGGGCCUUUACCCCUGGCUGUUCCAAGACCCACCUGCCAGGGUUUGUGGAGCAAGCUGGGGCUCUGAAGGCCAAGGGGGUCCAGGUGGUGGCAUGUCUGAGUGUUAACGAUGUCUUUGUGACUGAAGAGUGGGGAAGAGCCCACAGCGUGGGAGACAAGGUUCGGCUCCUGGCUGACCCCACUGGGGCCUUUGGGAAGGAGACAGAUUUAUUACUAGAUGAUUCGUUGGUGCCCCUCUUUGGGAAUCGACGGCUCAAGAGGUUCUCCAUGGUGGUAGAGGAUGGUGUAGUGAAGUCCCUGAAUGUGGAGCCAGAUGGCACAGGCCUCACCUGCAGCCUGGCCCCCAACAUCAUCUCACAGCUCUGAGGCCCUGGGCCCGGAUGUACUCCUGUUUCAGCCCUGUGCAGAGGGCCCCAACCUCAACUGGGACCACCCAAUUAGAAACUUGGUCAAUUUCUGCAAUAAAAAUUUCUAGUUCA